Messenger RNA from Closterium sp. Yama58-4, 1083 nucleotides. The record is from the annotation of a GenBank genome assembly. Lineage: Eukaryota; Viridiplantae; Streptophyta; Zygnematophyceae; Desmidiales; Closteriaceae.
AUGAGCCGUAAAAGAAAAUUAGACGUCGUCGAGCAGGAGCUGUCUUCAGCAUCCGACUCGAAUCCUCAGAAGCUGCACAAGAGCUCUCUCCUCGACUCCACCAUGGCCACCGCGACUUCGAUCCCCGUUUUCGACUUCCCCACCGGCUCAAUUAAGGACUAUUUCACAGUUGACGCCGAUGUGCUGGGAUCGGGGGAAUUCGGGGCGGUUCGCCGCUGCAUUGACAACGCCACGGGCGAAAUUUUCGCGUGCAAGACGAUCCAGAAGAGCCGCCUCGUGAGCGAAUCAGACCGUGAGGAGGUCCGCCGGGAAGUCGCGGCAAUGCAGCGAGUGAUGGGUCACCCGGGCGUAGUUAAUCUCCGCGCGGUCUUCGAGGACGAUAAGGAGGUGCACAUAGUCAUGGAGUACUGCGAAGGAGGGGAGGUAUUCGACGAGGUAAUUCGUCGGGGAAGGAUCCCGGAGAAGGAAGCUGCGCUGCUCUUCCGCCAGAUCGUCUCCGCCGUCGCGUUUUGCCACGCGCGCGGCGUAAUGCACCGCGACCUGAAACCCGAGAACAUCCUCCUCAAGAAGCAACUCGUUAACGGGCGAGAAGUGACGUAUGCGAAGCUCGCGGAUUUCGGCCUGGCUAUUGGUCUCGAGGAGGGCGCCAAGGCUAGCGGCGCCGCGGGUUCGCCGUUUUACAUGGCGCCCGAUGUCCUCACCGGGGAAUACGGCGUGGAAGCCGACGUGUGGUCUCUAGGAGUCAUCCUCUACGUGCUUCUCAGCGGAAGCACUCCUUUCUGGGGUCCUGACGACAACGCGGUUUUCGCGUCGGUGCUCGCGGGGAGAGUGGACAUGACGGGUCCCGCCUGGGCGGGAGUGUCGGCGGAAGCGCGGAGCCUCAUUCGCUGCAUGCUGCAGCGCGAUCCGCGGAGACGGCCGAGCGCGGCGAAGGUGCUUUCGCACCCGUGGAUUUUGGUGCAUUUGUACGGCGGGCGGGUGGUGCGGAAGGUUGUGAACGUUCAGCAGCUGCAGCACGAGAAGGCGGGGAUUGCGCAAGCGGCGGGGGUUGCUGCUGCCGCUCCUGCUGCGCCGGGCGCUUGA